CCGGAUCGUCCACUCGACCGCGAGGCAUUCGGGCGUGCGAGUGUCCCGCGUUUCUUCUGCGUCUCGUGCGAGGGGACUCGGCGUUUCGUGCGUGCGAUGCAUCGCUUCUUGCGGUAUCGAGCCGUCCGGCGAACGAUUCAACGUCUUCUGCGUCGGUGAAAAUUUCAUUGCCCUCGUUUGGUCGUUCCGUGCCGCCGAGGUCGGUUCCGGUUUCUCCAUCGACCCGAAUGGGGAAAAUCACAGUCGACCUCGUUUUGCCGAUUCCGGAGACGAUGGAAUCCUUUCGAACCGCCAGAGACACCUCGUGUUGUCGAUAGUGCUGAUAUCUCGUCGCGGUGACAGAGCUCAGCCAGGCGUAGUUCUCGUUCGAGUGCGUCCAGAAAUGCAUAAAAUCGUUCCGUUCCGUUUUUCGGCGAUGUCGUAUGAGUCUCCUUUCGUGGAAGACCGACGACCGUUCGUCACGACGUCAGCACCUGCAAUCGAUCCCACCCGUUCCUGGGAUUUCGCAUCCCGCGAUGAGCAAUCCCCGGAACUCGAUUAUUGAAACCGCAGAACGCUCGCCGGAUGUCACGCGAUCGCCGCGACUACCUUGACCCGAAUGCAAGCGGAAAAUCGAUUAAUUGUGGGUUUCUCCUCCUUUUUUACCCCCGCUCUCCCCCUCGGGAGCCCAGAUCCACCCAGGAUGAAGCAGCUCUCGUGUCUGUUGCUGCUGCUGGGCCUCUCCCGCGCCCAACAAGACAAGAUCCCCACCCCCCUCCUCGGCCCCCAAACCCCCCUCCUCGGCUCCCCCUCCCUCCUCACCGGGACCCCCACCCCCCUCCUCGGUCCCCCCCAGGCCGCUGAUUACGGCUGCGCCCUUCCCUUCGCCUGCGUCCCGUUCUAUCUCUGCUCCGAGGGCAACAUCGUCACCGAUGGAGAGGGCAUCAUCGAUGUCCGAUUCGGCCCCGGAAAGGAUUCGAGCGGCCCGCCGCAAUUGGUGGGCGGGAACUGCCCGAAUUUCCUAGACGUGUGCUGCCGCGACCCGAACGCGAAGCCUCCGCCGACGCCGAAGCCCCCGCCGUACGUGCCCAGAUGCGGGAUUAGGAACAACCUGGGGAUCGACGUGCGCAUCACGUUCAACGCGUCGCACGACAAGCACAAGUACGACCACGAGGCGCAGUAUGGGGAGUUUCCGUGGAUGGGGGUGGUUCUCACUGCGAAGCCGGAUGCACCCGAGAAGGAUCUCUAUCAGUGUGGUGCCUCUCUCGUUCACCCUCAGGUCGUGCUCACUGCUGCUCACUGCGUCGAUAAGUUUGCCGAGCUUUUCUCUCGUAGAGAAUUCCCGGCCCAGAACGGGCUGAAGGUCCGGCUUGGAGAAUGGGAUACGACCAACGACUACGAGCCCUAUCCUCACCAAGACAGAUUCGUGGAGAAGGUGAUCAUGCACUCGGAUUACCGCAAGGGGCCCCUCUACAACGACAUUGCUCUCCUCUUCAUGAACCACCCAUACGAUCUUUCCCCCCACGUCGACACCAUCUGUCUGCCCGAACCGGGUUACUCGCGUCCGUGGGGCAACACCUGCGUUUCCACCGGGUUCGGCAAGAAUUCCUUCGGGAAAGAGGGCCAAUACCAGGUGAUUCUGAAGAAGGUGGAAUUGCCUCUGGUCGAACGGAUCGAAUGCGAGAAGAGACUUCAAAACACCAAGCUUGGCCAAUGGUUCCGACUUCAUUGGAGUUUUCUCUGUGCUGGCGGCGUCGCGGGAGAAGAUACUUGCAGGGGUGAUGGAGGAGGUCCAUUGGUGUGCUAUGAUCCCAACAAGGGAUCCUGGUUUCAAGCAGGAAUCGUGGCCUGGGGAAUUGGGUGUGGGAAUGCCAUCCCUGGGAUUUACGUGGAUGUUGCUCAUUUCGCUCCCUGGAUUGACGAGCAGAUCACCAGAUAUUACCAUCUGUCCAAGCCCUAUUGGGGAUUCGACUUACGCCAGAAUGCACCUGGACAAGGCCUUCCAGUUCCUGCAACAAAUCCUGCAGUUCCUGCACCAAAUCCUACAGUUCCUGCACCAAUUGCUACAGUUCCGGCAUUAAAUCCUGCAGUUCCUGCAUCGAAUCCUGCAGUUCCUGCGUCAAAUCCUGCAGUCCCUGCACAAGUACCCCAGAAUCCUCCUCCCCCACCUCCUCAAAACCCAGCGGCACCAAAUGGUCCUGGAGCUGACGCAGGGAUUGGGACACUGUAAACAUUUGUAUGAUAGAUGCUGCGAAUCGAAUCAAUAAAAAUAAAGUCUUGUAUUCUAUCAUUGCAAAUAAAUGUGUGGCUGUAAUUGUGAGCCAGCUUUACACAUUUGCAAA
This is a messenger RNA of Darwinula stevensoni, 2321 nucleotides long. Lineage: Eukaryota; Metazoa; Arthropoda; Ostracoda; Podocopida; Darwinulidae. The record is from the annotation of a GenBank genome assembly.